Mercenaria mercenaria is the source of this 804-nucleotide messenger RNA. RefSeq lists its product as uncharacterized. The annotation marks the transcript as partial. The transcript is spliced from 4 exons. Lineage: Eukaryota; Metazoa; Mollusca; Bivalvia; Venerida; Veneridae. The record is from RefSeq and is a predicted model, not a curated record.
AUGCCGGAGGGUUCAUACAUAAUUUUGAAAACAACAGACGAUCUUAACACCGAGCUUAUAUUUAAAAAGGACUUCAGAUGGACGGAACAGUUACAUGGGUUUAAGUUUUCAUUUAGUAAUAACAAGGCAGCAGUUCCGCACUCACUGCUUCGAAAGAUUGUUGGAAGUUCUCUUGUUUGGAAUGAAACAGCUGACAUGGAUACACAGUUAUUUUUACUAUUAAAUGAUAUAUCACAUUUCGACGACGAAGAGAAAGCUGGUGAAGCUCUAAUGAUAGUAAACACGUUCGUUGUAUUUACUGGAAAGAUGCAACCGCAAAAUGUUUUCACGGAUUUGGCUUCAGACGAACAACACGUAUAUGGUCCUAUAACUGGCAACACAAAUGAUAAUAUAUUCCGUUAUGAGACAGAACACUUCCUGGAUUUAUCUUGUCAAAAUUCAAGAUCAAAUUGCGGAACAAGUAUGUAUUUGAACAGGAGCAGGUGCUACAAAUGUGGUUAUAUUUGUGGACGGACCAAGAACACUUCACCCCAGUUUUGCCUAAGUGCUUGCUCAAAUUUUGAUCAAUAUACUAGUACGGGAACCUUAAGCCUUGUAGAUAUGUCGAAAAAUAGUCAUAACAGUUGCACGGACCCGUUGUUAUAUCAGGUGGCCAUAGCGAUACUGGUUGUGCUUCUAGUAUGUGUGACGUGCAAGUACUGUUUAGCUGGGAAUGAGAAGCGCAAGAAGAAAUCGUUGAGAAGUGAUAGUGUUGAAAUUACUGAUUUGGAGGAUACAAACUCGAAGGAUAUAACGUUUAAAAAG